AAUGUUCUCCCCUCUGGCUCUCUAGGUGAAAUUGUUUCCUGCUGCUUCCACUGUUGCUCCAGUCCAGUUUGUCUUGGCCAGCCGCUGUCAGAGGAGGCAGCAUGGUGUGCGGAGGACAAGUUUGGCUGAUGGACAGCCUGGAGGAGUGGGAGUUGACAAUAUUCAAAAAUUUACUGGAAAAAACUCCUCUGAAGGAAGGCUAUGAACCCAUCCCGUGGGGCUGGCUAAAACCUGCGGACUCCAUUGAUCUCAGUGACCUGGUGGUCAGAUGCUAUGGGAAGCCCUAUGGGAAGAAGUUGACUGAGAGGCUUCUGAGAGACAUCAGGGGACCAAGCCCAGCAGGUGCCCACACAGUGAGUGAGAGACAUGGGGAAGUCACUCCCUACAAAAGACAUUCCAGAGAAUGGAAAGUGGAAAAUUCUACCGACAAGGAGAGACCUUACAAAUGCCCCAUUUGUGGGAAAGGAUUCAAUCGGAAAUUAAACCUUAUUCGGCAUCAGAGAAUCCACACAGGAGAGAAACCCUACAAAUGUGGUGAAUGUGGGAAGAGCUUCAAUGACAGCUCCAAGCUCGCUCAACAUGAGGGACUCCACCUGGGACUGAAGCCUUACAACUGUCCUGAGUGUGGUAAGAGCUUCAGUGUGAAAUCAAACCUCAUCCGCCAUCAAAGAAUCCACACAGGAGAGAAGCCCUAUAAUUGCCCCAAAUGUGGGAAAAGUUUCAACGACAGCUCCAACCUUGCUCGCCAUCAGAGAAUCCACACGGGAGAGAAGCCCUAUAAUUGCCCCAAAUGCGGGAAAAGCUUCAAUGACAGCUCCAACCUCACUCGCCAUCAGAGAAGCCACACUAGAGAGAAACCCUACAAAUGUGGUGAAUGUGAGAAGAGCUUCAGUGACAGAUCCAACCUUGUCCGCCAUCAGAGAAUCCACACAGGAGAAAAGCCCUAUAUAUGCUCCAAAUGUGGGAAGAGCUUCAAUGACAGCUUCAAUCUUGCCAAACAUGAGAGAAUCUACAAGCUAGUGAGACGCAGGAAUGAAGUUGCCACUUCAGACUCCUGGGGAAAGGACAAAUGUGACUUCUGUCACAGAGAGAAGGGUUUUGCAGAAGUACAACCAGAGAUUUUGCCAGGCCCAGAGGAGAACCAGAAAACGUACAGGGUUCACUUCCACCAGGCAGGCUCCUUCAGAUGCUCUGAAACUGAACUGGGGUUCGAGGUGAGGGCAGCAGUGAUUGUCCAAUACAAAUAUGAAUCCUGGCGUUGUCAUCAGACAGAACUGGAAAUGCAGCAGUGGAUGAUCGCCGGCCCUUUGUUCAACAUCUGGGCGGAACCGGCUGGGGCUGUGGCAGCUGUGCACCUCCCACACUUCAUGUGCCUCGCAGCCCAGGUGAGUGCUGCUGGGUCCCUGAGCCCUGUUCCUAGCGCAGGGGGAGAGGCUGACGUCUCCCAGAUGCAAAUUGCCCAUUUCGUUGAUGGGAGGAUGAUACUGGAGGAGCCAACGCGAGUGAUGCCUUUCCAUGCCGUGCUGGAGAACCCCAGCUUCUCCUUGUUGGGAGCUAUUUUGAAAAAAGGAAUAUCUAUGCUAUCUAGUCCAAUCCACAGUGUCACACUGCUCUACCGGGCACUCAGGGCUGAAAAUAUAACUCUCCAUCUCUACUUGAUACCUGACAUCCUUGCAUUGAAAAAGGUAAUUGAUGAUAAUGAAAGGAAGUACAAAUCAAUACGUGUGCGCAAACCUCCUAAAACCAAGCCAUUGACCUACGGCUCCCAUUAUACUGUAUCCAGCACAUCAAGUGUAGAGAUAACACCUGAGGAACUGGAGUUCUGUUAUAUAGAUCCCCAGGAUGAACAUCCAUACAUGGAGAUUUACACCCAGAGCUUUGUGGACAGACUGGACCUCAGCUUGGUGAAGCAAAGUGAUAGGCAACUGAUCUGGAAUGCCUUUGUGAGACCAGGUGACAUUGAACACAGUUCACCAUCAACAGAAUGCCACACAGGAGGUGGCACGGGGAAGACAAUGAGAGAUCACCUCCUGGACACCCUGAAAAACCUCCGAGAGGCAGAGCUGAAGGAGUUCAAGAGCAAACUGACUGACAUCAAGCUAGAAAAGAAAUACCACAACCACAUACCUCGAUGUGACCUGGAGAAUGCAGAGCCUGUGGAGAUCACUGAGCUGCUGAUCAGUCACUACAGAGAGCACUGUGCAGUGGAGGUGACGACGAUGGUGCUGGAAGCUAUCAACCAGAGAGACCUGGCAGAGAGACUUCGCAGGGCAACAAUGGCUGGUCAGGAAUGAGCCAGUGUGGGGAGAUCAGCCUCCUCUCUGCAAGGGAUCCCACUGCAUCUUCAUCUCUGCAUCCUCCCUUGUCAUAAAUAUAAAGGGAAAGGUAAACACCUUUAAAAUCC
Molecule: messenger RNA, 2404 nt
Organism: Dermochelys coriacea (leatherback sea turtle)
Lineage: Eukaryota; Metazoa; Chordata; Testudines; Dermochelyidae
Product: NACHT, LRR and PYD domains-containing protein 1a-like
Exons: 13
Coding region: 102-2294 (730 amino acids)
Biological process (GO): regulation of transcription by RNA polymerase II
Molecular function (GO): RNA polymerase II cis-regulatory region sequence-specific DNA binding; DNA-binding transcription factor activity, RNA polymerase II-specific
Source: RefSeq, a predicted model, not a curated record